AUGUUCAUUACGCGAGCAUUUUCCGCUCUGCUUGUGGCCUCUUUGCCAUUGAGCUCACUAGCUUUGGACACUGGUCGGCCUGAGAUUCCUGCAGACCUGCUAGAACGCUCAUUGGCAGCCAUUGGUAUCAAAUCUGACACUGUUGUGAGGAAUGUUAGAAUCAGUGGCAAUCAUUUCAGGACCAAGUCCAUCAUGGUGACUAUUUCUCUCGAUAGCAUGGACCAAUCUGUGGUCACACGCGGAAGUCAGACCCUCACAUUUUCCUACGAGGAGCCUGGUUUGAAGCAACGCAUUGAUAAGCUUGCCACAUUUGGAACUGUGUGGUUCUUUGCCCGGCCGACACUUCAGCCCAUGGACUAUUCCUUGGUCGUGAGAGACGGAGACGAGGGGUUUGCAGCGGUCACAAGGGGUAGCUAUGCUAUUUUCGACCCAGAUGCUCCACCCGAGGGCUACUUAGAUGGAUACCUUGCAGCGUACAUUAUAUCUAACAGUCGCAAAUAUGACCCUUUUUUGCUGAGAACUAUAUCUCAAAACAACCACUAUAGCCUCCGUCAUGAAGAAGUGGAAGAGGGUUUAAUGCUUCCCGCAGUUUUCGAUCACACUUUCAACAUGUCCGUUCUUAUCAAUCCUACCACUUACCUACCCUUUGCCAUUCGAACAUGGGAAGACCAUCCUUUCUUUGGCCCUUCGACCAAAGACCUGCGAGUAAGCGACUAUACCUCCGUCGACGGACUCAUGAUUCCCCGGCGCUUCAAAACCAAGUACAACAACAAGCGUCUGAUUAACGACUUCCUCGCAAACGAAGUAUCCAUCGACGUAAAUCUCGGGCCAACCUUCUUUAAUGUCAACGGAGAGCGCAAGGAAACACAUAUUCCUGUUGUUGACCCUUCACAGACUGCUCUAAUUGGCGAGCAGUAUGACAACUACCUAUGGUUCGGCAGAUUCAACUCCACCGUUGAUGAUUUUGACGUGCAACAGCCAUUCCCAGACAUGCCAGGGGUGUGGAUAUUACGACUCCCAGGUGUCGCAUCUUACCGGCAAAUUGUACUUGAGACGGAGACACACGCUAUUGUUCUGGAUGCCCCACCUGAGCCAGCUUCAAUCCUGAGGGAGUGGAUUCGUAUCCACCUUGGAAAGCCCGUGGGACAGGUGUUUCCUACACAUCAUCACCACGAUCACGCUUUUGGGGCCAGGCACUUUGUGGAGCACGGAGCUUCCAUCAUCGCUCCCAAAAUGGCAACAUCCUACUACGCUGGCAUCCCGGGGGUUACAUUCAAUACAUACGAUCACGAUACGCCCUAUGUCAUCGAGACGGACACAUACAGGGCUAGCUUCAUCCACGUCGAGGGUAGUGUGCAUGCCACGGACAUGAGUGUCGCUGUCAUCAUGCCUCCCUGCCCCAAUGCGAACAGUACCGUCGUGGUGUUCGACGCUGACCAUGUUACCCAAUCCCAGUGGGCGGGAACCCAUAAUGAUCACAAUGAGAUUGCUCAAUUGAUUGCUUCCAUGUCAAAGCACCGUGUCGCCAAGUCUGCAACUUUUGUUUCUGUCCACGGUCAAAUGUCAACCAUGGACGCAAUUUACGAAAGCUAUGGGUACUUGUAUCCCGAGUACACCGCUCUUGAUUUUACUCAUGGAAGCGGCAAGUGCGCCAAUACAAGCUCAACACAAGCGUCAUCCUCGUACAGCAGCCUGUUGAGGUGGGAGGCCAUGUUGUCAGAGGAGCUAUGA
Messenger RNA from Plenodomus lingam JN3, 1731 nucleotides. RefSeq lists its product as uncharacterized. The record is from RefSeq and is a predicted model, not a curated record. NCBI's taxonomy places the organism in Eukaryota, Fungi, Ascomycota, Dothideomycetes, Pleosporales, Leptosphaeriaceae.